Messenger RNA from Cygnus atratus (black swan), 5091 nucleotides. RefSeq names its product ER degradation enhancing alpha-mannosidase like protein 1 (gene EDEM1). Gene Ontology annotation, molecular function: calcium ion binding; mannosyl-oligosaccharide 1,2-alpha-mannosidase activity. Gene Ontology annotation, biological process: endoplasmic reticulum mannose trimming; carbohydrate metabolic process; mannose trimming involved in glycoprotein ERAD pathway. The transcript is spliced from 12 exons. The coding region runs from base 67 to 1968 and encodes 633 amino acids. The record is from RefSeq and is a predicted model, not a curated record. Gene Ontology annotation, cellular component: membrane; endoplasmic reticulum. Lineage: Eukaryota; Metazoa; Chordata; Aves; Anseriformes; Anatidae.
UGUGGGGGUGCAGUCCGAGCGGAGCGCGGGCCGCCCGUAAACGAUGCGCGCGGCGCGGGGGGCACCAUGCAAUGGCGCUCGCUGCUGCUGGGGCUGCUGCUGCUGAGGCUGGGCCUGCACGCGCUGCUCGCGCUGCUGCCCGCGCUGGCGCCGGGCCUCUGCGUGCGCCGCCGCCUGCCCUUCCCCUUCCCCUUCCCGCCGCGCGCCCCCGCGCCCGGCCGCAGCAGCGAGGCGCCGCCCGGCCGCGCGCUCUGGGUGCCGGCGGCGCUCCGGGGCUCGCGGCCGCGGCCCGGCGGGGAGGGGGCGGCGGUUGGGGAGGGGGGGGCGGGCGGCGGGGGGGGGGAGGACGAGUAUGAGGCGCGCUACAGCGGGGCCUUCCCCCCGCAGCUCCGCGCCCGCCUGCGCGACGCCGCCCGCGGCAUGUUCGCCUUCGGCUACGACAGCUACAUGCGGCACGCCUUCCCCAGCGACGAGCUCGACCCCCUGCACUGCUGCGGCCGAGGGCCCGACCGCGACGACCCCACAAACCUGAACAUCAACGACGUUUUGGGCAACUACUCGCUGACGCUGAUAGACGCCCUGGACACCCUAGCGGUAAUGGGAAAUUCCUCGGAAUUCCAGAAAGCAGUGAAGUUGGUGAUUGAUACGGUCUCAUUUGACAAAGACUCAACUGUCCAGGUGUUUGAGGCAACGAUCAGGGUUUUGGGAAGCCUGCUUUCUGCCCACAUAAUAAUUACAGAUACCAAACAGCCCUUUGGUGAUAUGACCAUUAAGGAUUACGAUAACGAACUGUUGCACAUGGCUCACGACCUGGCAGUGAGACUACUUCCAGCCUUUGAGAACACCAAAACUGGAAUUCCGUAUCCGCGGGUCAAUCUGAAGAAGGGAGUACCUCCAAACAGCAAUAAUGAAACCUGUACUGCAGGAGCUGGUUCCUUGUUGGUGGAGUUUGGUAUUCUGAGCAGGCUGCUGGGUGAUUCCACGUUCGAAUGGGUGGCCAGGAGAGCUGUCAAAGCGCUCUGGAGUCUCAGGAGCAAUAACACUGGACUGCUAGGGAAUGUUGUGAAUAUCCAAACCGGCCAUUGGGUUGGAAAGCAAAGUGGCUUGGGAGCAGGAUCAGAUUCAUUCUACGAAUAUCUUCUGAAGUCUUACAUCCUCUUUGGAGAACAGGAAGACUUGGAGAUGUUCAAUGAUGCUUAUCGGAACAUUCAGAACCACUUAAGAAGAGGUCGAGAAGCUUGCAACGAAGGUGAAGGUGACCCGCCUUUGUAUGUUAAUGUAAACAUGUUCACUGGGCAGCUGAUGAACACUUGGAUUGACUCUUUGCAAGCCUUUUUUCCAGGACUACAGGUACUGAUAGGAGAUGUGGAAGAUGCUAUUUGUCUCCAUGCUUUUUAUUAUGCCAUAUGGAAACGAUACGGAGCUCUCCCAGAGAGAUACAACUGGCAACUGCAAGCUCCGGAUGUUCCCUUUUAUCCGCUGAGGCCGGAGUUAGUGGAAUCCACAUAUCUUCUUUAUCAGGCCACAAAGAACCCAUUUUAUCUUCACGUGGGAAUGGAUAUUCUACAGAGUCUGGAAAAAUACACAAAAGCAAAGUGCGGCUAUGCUACGUUACACCAUGUUGUAGAGAAGACAAAAGAAGAUCGAAUGGAGAGCUUUUUUCUCAGUGAAACUUGUAAAUAUUUGUACCUGUUGUUUGAUGAAGACAAUCCAGUGCAUAAGUCUGGAAACAAAUACAUGUUUACUACUGAGGGACAUAUCGUGUCUGUGGAUGAACGCUUCCGGAACUCACUGUGGCAAGACAUCCUCCCUGGAGAAGAGGACCGCGCAGAAAAAGUUAAACCUAAUGAAUUAAAGGCAGUCAACUUCAGUUCUAAUUGUAACAGAGUUCCUGAUGAGAGGAGGUACUUGCUGCCACUGAAGAGCAACUACAUGAGGCAGAUUGAUCGAAUGGUGGGCUUGAUCUGAAUGGUUCUUCAGAGUAACUUCUAUCGUAUGUCUGGAGGAGUAUGGGAUUUGGCUCUAGACAUUCCUCUUCAGCACACAUCUGCAUAUGCUGAGUCACUUGGGUAUCCCCAAUGCUUGUUAGUUUUUGAUUAUGGACCUGAAGGGAGAUUUUAUUCUCUUACGAGUUCAGUCUUCUGAACUAUGGUAACUCCAUGUGCCACCUGAAUAGAGAUUUCUUGUUUUAAGACUUCCUAUGAAAAAUGUUGCAAAUGAAGGUUGGAUAUACUUUUAAAAAAAAAAAAAAAAAAAAAAGGAAAAAAAAGAGAAGAUUGGCACGUGCCACUUAGCUACCUCUUUGUAGCUGCAUUACAGAUUUCCCUUUGGAAAAGGGUCAGGUAUUUAAUUUGAAAUGAUCUUGGGAUUGGGGAAGGAAUGGGAAAGUGCAAUUUCUUACACCAAGGUUAAUUAUUGAGCUAUUCUGACUAGCAAUACACAAUCUUAAGUACUUCUCAGGUAGCAACCCACUGGUAGUGGGUUUUUGCUGAAACAAAAAUGCUCUAUUUAGAAUAGUAUCCCGAAAAGAUAACUCUUGAUCGUACAAGAAGCUAUCAGUAGAGUCAUGAGUUCUCUCAUGUACACAAUUGUAUAGAACUGCACAGUCAAAAGGGCCUGUAGCUACAGAAACCAGUAAUAAAACAAAUUAGGUGCCUUUUUUUGUAAGGGAAGGGGGGAGUGAAUUACAAAGCCACUCAGCUGUUGAAGCAGCUAACUUGAUAUAGCUCAGCUGAGCAGAAGUUCAUAGAGUUACGUUGUCUGCCCAUGUAUCUAGUGCCUCUUCAGGACAGAUGCUGCUAAGAAAAGAACUGGUAUACGAGUAUAUGAAGAACAAACUGUUUCAUAUUCCUUACAGCAUUAAUAUGUUAGUGCCUUGCGUUUUCUUCUCUUGUAGGAAAAGCUGAGCUUACUUGGGAGGAGGGAUGAAGUAUUUUUGAACAGCUAGUUAAAAUAUAUGGUGGGUCCCAAAGUAACAUAUGAAGUAACUUACAUGUGAGACAACUCUUCUUUUUUUUUUUUUUUUUCUAACGAUGCAAGAAUAUCAACAGCUGUGCCCCUCCCAAAGAAUACUUAUGAGCUGGUUUAUUCUCUUUGUCAGUGUAAUUAGUACCGGGGCUGUCUCUGCGUCAUCCUAGGGAAGGAGCUGGUAAGAGAUCUGAGCUUGCAGCGCACUAAUUUCCUUCUGUUACAGGACGGUUUGGUCCAUGCCAGCAUAACAGGAUCAUGCCUGCAGAAGCUAUUGAUGCUGACAGUAGUGCUAUAAUGUAACUGCAAACUGUGCCUUUUGGUUCCAGUAAGGAAUGAUGAAAAACUGCUGUUGCCUCUUCCCAGCAUCAUGAAGUGCAGCUCAGAUAUGUUUGAGGAGUAACUAUAUAUGAACUUCCAGGAAAAAAGCAUUUGAAUUCAGGCAGCACUGUCGUGAGGGAUGAAAAACUGAGGCCAAACAACUUACUCUAUUUUUUCAGUGGCUGCCUGUUGCUUACAUGCUCUUUACUUCUGGCUGCGGUUGAAGUAGUUAAACGUUGUUAUUGGGUUCAUUAUUUUUAAUUUAGGGCUUAAAUGUAAGGGCAAACUUGAUCUGCUGUAUUUUCACCUUCUAUGAUAAUACUGGUUUUCAUAAACAUUGGUUUUCAUAAGCCAUAUGUUGCAACUUGGAACAUUUCUAAUAAAUAUGAAGUUAGUGCUUAAGAGGUUAUUGCUUGAAUCUUUAGCAUACAGAUGCAUCUCAGGGACUUCAUUAUAGAAUCUUCUAUUUCUUGAUGGUAGAAUCUUAUAUUCAGGCAAAAAAAAUAUCCUGUCUUCCUAGCCUUAAUGUAUAUGUUUUAACAAGGGUUUUGAAAGGUAGGGGAGGGGAAUAUGUUAAGAUUUCCCAAAAUGUUGCAAUAGGAUCAAUUGCCUUGCUAUUUGAGGUAGCUGGCAAUUUGAACUCUUUUAGAAUUGCCUUUGCAGAUCUUUUCCUAGAAUGUGUUAGUUGCCUGUAAACACUGACUGGGCAUGCUGGCACACUUCAGUCUGUAAACACCUACAGGAGUGUGGGAGGACACAGCAAGGGAGCGCGUUCUGCCUGCUGCGGGAGGGAGAAAGCAGAAAUGUCUGGGGUUUCUGAAAUGCUGCUGCUGGGUCAGAUCUUCUAAUUUUAACUCUGAAAUUAGAAGUGCUUGGUAACGUGGAAGCAAAACCCAGCAUUCUGGUACAGGCCAUGUAAAGUCACAGUGUGCAGAUGCCAACACAAACGUUGCCCUAGGUGUGUUUGUGGAUGCUUCUGGUAAUGAUUUUUCCCCGACUUGCAGUUUAGCUCUCCGAACGUGCAUUUAUGCAUCUUGUAAUUGCCUCUGUGUUUUGUGCCUUCUAAAAACAAAAAAACCUGAGCUCUGGUAAGGGUUCCAGCUGAGUGUUAUGCACAGAAAUCUGUUUCACAGUUUUCCUCAGAGAAUUACACGGCUGUAAUGAAGUUGCACAAGUGUUCUACCACCUUGCUCUUUCACUUCUUGUAUAUUGCCAGAAACAGUGGAAGGUGGCUGUACAGUGGGAACAGUACAGGCGAGUAUUACUGCCUUUCAGCCCUUAGUGGCUCGGACCGUUACAGUGCCAAAUAGUUUAUGGUUAGCUUCUCAUUAGAAACUGUGCUGAAAUUCGUGUUGCCAAGGUGAUCCAACAGUUACCAUCCCAUAGGAACGGGUUCAGUCUGCUAGGAGACUGAUACUGGCUAUGUGCUGAAAGGCUUUGUAUUCCUUAAGGAGCCAACUUUCCUUUGUUUUAAAAAUACUGAUAAGUUUUUACUCUGCAAUGACAGGGCACAUGCUAUGCACUAAAAUGGAAAUUUUUGUCUAAGUCAAUGGUAUCAAAAUGAAAUUGAUAACACUGCUGGAAUAACUUACUGAAACAGACUUUUGUAUUUCUCAGUAUAAUGUGCAAUAUAAUUUUUUCCUGAUUAAAAAUGCAAUGUAUGCUUAAUUGUUGUUUUUCAACAGUAUUUAAUUGGGGGUGGGAAACUUGUAAGGGGACCAAAUGUGCUUUCAUGAAAUGUCCUAAAUUUUCAAAACUGAGCUUAAAUGUUAAAGUUUUGCAUUAAAAAUUGUGUAUUUGAGC